GAGGCCAGGUCGACCCUCUUGUAUUCCUGGCUCUGUUCUACGCGAUUCACUGAAACGCACGUACACACGGACGCGUGCACGAUCCUUGUCCUUCGACCAAUUCCGCUGAUAACAUUUUCUCUGUUCGCGUUCCUCGUCGGUAGUCGCAAGUAAGACGCGUGAACAUUCGUUUCUGUGUUUGACCCGACGAGUGAAAGGGCAAGUCGUACAAGUCUCCCGUGAUCGUUGUUAUUGUGCUCAAGCUCCGUUCAAGCACCCUGGGCUGAGAGUGCGAAUGUAGGUGAUUAAAUAUACGUACACGACGCCAGAGGUGCGACUAUCAUCGAGACGGAGCACCGUCAAUGACGGAGUCUUGGAGAUAAGCAACCACCGUGUGUGCGUCCGCGGCCUAGUGACCUGACCUUGGGUCGGCCCGACCAGAUUCGUGAGCAGAAAAAUCAGCUUGCAUGGACCUUGACUACCCGGCCUUAAUGCGAGAACUGCAGGCAUUCAGUGCACCGAGAGGGGAAUCGUCAAGGAUGUGAACAAACAAAUCAACGCAAAUGCCCAACAAGGCACGGCCUCGUCGAGAGUGGUCUCCCCAGUCCCCUAUAGAUGUAUUGUGGAUACCCCGCUCCGCCAUGAGGCCGGCCGAGGGCGAUACGACAGACUGCAUCUUGGUGGUAGGCAUAUCUAGACCGAAAAUGGCCGCCGCCUUCCUCACGGUCGUUCUCCUUUCCCUCUUCCUGACCUUCCACAUUCUCUACGACAGCGCAGUGUACAGUCUGCACGCUGCGACCGCCGUCGAGAGCCGUACCGUCGAGCUCGUAUCCCAGGUGCGCGCCACCCCGCCGUUGCUCUUCUCCAGCAAAGUGCACUUCCCGCGCACCAGCCGACAUCUACCUCAGGCGAUCAUCAUCGGUGUACGAAAGUGUGGCACCCGGGCCCUCCUCGAGAUGCUUUUUCUCCACCCGCAGAUCCAAAAAGCCGCAGGCGAAGUUCACUUCUUCGACCGCGACGACAAUUAUGUAAAGGGCCUCGAGUGGUACCGGCGGAAAAUGCCGUACUCGUUCCGGGGCCAGAUCACCAUCGAGAAGAGUCCCAGUUACUUCGUCACGCCAGAGGUACCUGAGAGGAUACGAGCAAUGAACGCGAGCGUCAAGUUGCUGUUGAUAGUCCGCGAACCGGUGACGAGAGCGAUAUCCGACUACACUCAGCUGCGAACGCACGCCGCCACUGCGUCUACCAUGACGAACGGUACACCGCGAAGCGUGCUACUGCAACAGCAACAGCAGCAGCUACAACAACAGCAGCAAGCGGCGCGCAGCUUUGAGGAACUAGUGAUACGACCAGACGGUAGUAUAAACGAGUCGUACAGGCCGGUCGCGAUUUCGCUCUACCACACGUACAUGCACAGAUGGCUGGAGGUGUUCUCCAGGGAGCAAAUAUUGAUAGUGAACGGUGAUCAGCUGAUCGAGGAUCCGGUGCCUCAGCUAAGAAGGAUCGAGAACUUUCUGGGUUUAGAGCCGCGGAUCGGUAGGCACAAUUUCUACUUCAAUCAUACGAAGGGUUUCUACUGUCUGCGCAACGAAACCUCGGAAAAGUGUCUGAAGGAAAGCAAAGGCAGGCGGCAUCCCCGAGUGAAUCCUAUAGUAGUCACUAAGCUGAGGAGGUUCUUCAACGAGCACAACCAACGAUUCUACGAGCUCGUUGGCGAGGACCUCGGUUGGCCCGAGGAAUAACCGUCGUAGUAACGUGGUUCGAUCGCCACGAUGCGGAGGUUUACGCGCAGCCACCAGUGUUUAUUUAUCGGACAGAAUCCCAGCUACCCCUGUUUCACGAAGAGGAUUUAUUUUACGAGAACGUUAAAGGCAAAGGAUGUAGUUGAUUGAAUCUUCGUGUUGAUUGAAUUUAGAUAUGAGGAUCACGAAGAAGUCGAGCUAAUCCUGGACGAUGGUAUGAAAAUGUUAAGCACAAUGGAACCCUUACACGCAACUUACACGAGUUUGGAAAUGAAAAUCGCUAGGUCAUGGGAUGAUGCAUUCAAAUCGUCGAGCAAAUUCUGAAUAAUACAAGGAUGUAGAACUCGAUGGAAUCUUCGCACGCAA
Ceratina calcarata is the source of this 2087-nucleotide messenger RNA. It is a transcript of the gene Hs3st-A, whose product is annotated as Heparan sulfate 3-O sulfotransferase-A. Gene Ontology annotation, molecular function: [heparan sulfate]-glucosamine 3-sulfotransferase activity. The record is from RefSeq and is a predicted model, not a curated record. The transcript is spliced from 5 exons. Lineage: Eukaryota; Metazoa; Arthropoda; Insecta; Hymenoptera; Apidae. Bases 543 to 1721 code for a protein of 392 amino acids.